AUGGGCACCGCCAUAAUUAAAGGUCUACUCACCAGCAUACGACCCGGCCAUGCAAACUCAGACGACUUUAGCAUGCAAAUCUACGCCUGUGUUCGAUUCCAAGAAUCCUUCGAGCGUGUGCAGAAGGCUCUUGGCGAUGAAGCCUACCGCGUGCAAAGCGCUACACACUUGCAUGCAUGGGCACAAGCUGUCGACAGAGCCGAUGUGGUUAUGCUAGGCAUCCCACCUGCAGAGCUCAAAUCCAUCUCCGAAAACAUGCCGCUGUGCAAGUCACUGCGAGGAAAACUGGUCAUCAGUCUAUUGGCGGGGACUUCUUGCGAACAGGUUACUGAUGCAUUCGUCCUCAAUGAUAGAAUGAACAAAGCGAACCAGUUCAACGUCAUACGAGUGAUACCGAGUAUAGGAGCCCAGAAUCUGGACUCGGUGACUAUGAUUGCGGAUACACAGCAUGCUGGAGACGACCACAAGGCUUUGUGUGAUUGGAUCUUCAGGCAGAUUGGUAGUGUGCACUAUCUACCAGAGCAUCUUAUGAAUGAGGCUACAGCAACACACGCGACUUGCAAUGCUUUGACCAUGAUUGCAGUUGAUGCCAUCACAGAUGCUGCAGUGGCGGAAGGCAUACCUCGCGCUCAGGCAAUGGCGUUGGCGGCACAGAGUUUGAAGAGUGCUGCUGGACUGUUGGAGAAUGGUAUGACGAUUGAGUCGAUGAAGGAGUCUAUGUCUGUGCCUAGGGGGAUUACUAUCAACGCUCUGAUGGAUCUGGAGAAGGGUCAGGUCAGAUCUGCCACUUCGGAUGCUACCAGGAAUGCCAUCAGAUAUACGAGGAACAUGACUUGA
Messenger RNA from Aureobasidium musti, 837 nucleotides. NCBI's taxonomy places the organism in Eukaryota, Fungi, Ascomycota, Dothideomycetes, Dothideales, Saccotheciaceae. The record is from the annotation of a GenBank genome assembly.